GGCUGCUUGACCUUGGAGCCACUUCCUUUCUGUCAGCACCUGUUAUAAAUAAACAUGCAAGUUGCUAGUCAUCUUCGGUCUAUUUGCACGUUCUCGUUUACCAAGGUCGCAAACUCCCUGAUAUGCCCACUACAGAAUGUUCGUUUUUACGCUGUUCCUGGAGUCAAAACUGCUUAUGUUCGUGAUAAGCCUCAUAUGAACAUCGGUACAAUAGGACACGUUGAUCACGGAAAGACUACCCUCACUGCAGCUAUCACAAAAAUACUUUCCGGAAAGAACAACUCUGUCUAUCGGAGCUAUGAAGAAAUUGACGCUGCUCCAGAAGAACGAAAACGUGGCAUAACCAUUAAUGCAGCAGUGGUUGACUACUCAACGUCUAACCGGCAUUACGCACACACAGAUUGUCCUGGUCAUGCCGACUACAUAAAAAAUAUGAUAACUGGUGCUAAUCAGAUGGAAUGCGCCAUUCUCGUCGUAGCAGCAACUGAUGGCACUAUGCCACAGACUAGAGAGCAUUUAUUAUUGGCUAAGCAGAUAGGAAUAGAAAGAUUAGUCGUUUUUAUCAAUAAAGCUGAUGUGGCAGACCCAGAGAUGCUAGAACUGGUUGAACUUGAAGUCAGAGAUACAUUAAAACAUUAUGGAUUUGAUGGAGAUAAUACGCCGAUUGUCAGUGGUUCUGCCCUUUGUGCACUGGAAAAUCGCGACCCUAAAAUGGGUAUUGAAAAAAUUGAAGAAUUGCUUGAUGCGAUCGACUCAGUUCCUUUGCCGAAACGCGAAAAAGAUAAACCUUUCUUACUUCCUAUCGAACAUGUAUUUACGAUUACUGGUCGAGGUACUGUUGUUACAGGUCGAAUAGAACGUGGAAUUCUUAAGCUUCAGUCACCGGUUGAAAUAAUUGGAUAUAGUCAGACUCUAAAAUCCACUGUCACAGUAUAUUUCAGACACUACUUCACUCUACUAGUCGGCAAAUCAGAACAUAGAUGAACAGGGACGUAAUUAUUUUCUGAAUAAACAAUAUUGAAUUGGAGUAAAAAUCACAGUGAAUAAAGUUUUUAAUUUCUAAUUUUACACAAGAAGAUUCUAGAGACUUCCCUAAUUAUCCGUUGGCACUAAUUUGCCAAGAAACGACCUAUCAGCGUGCGCCAACACAAUCUUUCACGGAAUAUGCCUUAAUCUUGUCUAUAUCCCGCUAACAGAAAGAGAUAUGAAGUUGUCACAACAGUUCAGGCCUCUUAUUACGUCUUUUCCUGAGUAAUGCUGUAAUUAUAAUCUUCAAGAAAAAUUUGGACUGUGUGAAUACGCCAUGUUAAACUAACUGUCACAAACUCUCAUUUGUUUCAGGAAUUGAAAUGUUUCACCAACUUUUGGAUCAAGCAGAACCAGGUGACCAAGUUGGUAUCUUAAUGAGAGGAGUGAAACGGGAUGAAGUAAGACGUGGCCAGUUUGUUGUAGAACCAAAGUCUAUGUCAAUACAUGACUAUGUUCAAUGUCAGGUGUAUAUGCUUUCAAAGAAAGAAGGUGGUCGUGCUAAACCAUUUACGGGCAAUCACCAAUUCCAUGUUUUCAGUAAAUCGUGGGAUUGUCCUGCUGUUCUAAUACUCCCUGAAGGAAGGGAGAUGGUUAUGCCAGGGGAAGAUGCAGCUGUGAACCUACACUUCCAUAGGAAAAUGGUUGGUCUCACCGAAAUUAAAUGUCUUAUCAAACUUUAUUGAAAUAAAAUUUUUAGAUACCUAAUAACUCGACAAAAAUCGCUUGAUUUGAAAAUUCGUACUAUCAAUAUUAAGAAUCGAAAGGACGAUUCAAACACAGUUUGCGUAUUCUACCUUAAGUUUCAUAUAUGUCUUAAAUACGUCCUGGUUAAUCUUUCCAAACGGGAACCAAUUAAUCGAAAAAAAAUUCAAACAGUCCAAGGGAUUUUGGCUUUACUUGCUUACUUACUCUUGUUACCACUCGUGGAAAAGCAUAGACUGUCCAUCAGGAUUCUUUAGCUAACUCUGUACUAGGUAAUCCUUUCCAGUUGUUUCUAAUCGCUAUUCAUUCUUUUGAUAUCUGAUUCCAAUUCCUGACGCAAUAUAUCCCAUGGCCUUACGCUGUUCUUUUUGCCUUCAGGAUUUCAAGUUAGGGCUUGCAGUUUGAUGGUUUCCUCUACGUAUGCGAAAAUGUGCAAAUCUCUCACCAUUCUCGUUCCUUUAUUCUAGUUCAUAUCGUCUCGUGAUAUCUUUGUCGUUUAGGUCUCCGAUUAGGAUGCUCACAUUCAUUGCGAUCCCCUCCUUUGUUUUGAAGGAUCCUUCGAUUAUUUUGAACCCAUGAGACUGAUCCUAUAUGUGCUUUUCGUGCUAUUUUGAAUGGCAUCAGUGUAAAUACUUGUGUAUGCGAAGCAUUUUCUUCCUCAUGAUCUAUCAGUGUACAACAGCAUCUGUCUCAAAGCCAUCCUUUUUGUUUACCUUCAGCCCAUUGAAUUUCACUUAAUCGGAGCACCGCAAAGUUGUAUCUCCUAAUCCUAGCUAUUUGACUGGUUCCCCCAGUCUCCAACAUUGUUCGUAUAUUCGAUUUAUGAAUUUUAAUUAUUGCCCUGGUUGUUAGAAGGUCCAUCGACCUUGUGACUUCCGAAGAAUUUCGCUUUUCACAAUAAGGCAUCAAUUUUCCUGAACGAAGAUCCUUCAACUCGUUUAAAUUGUUCUUCGUUGGAGUUUUUAGCAAGCUUGUUUUCCACAGGACGGUGUUACUGAUCCCAUAACCAACCCUUCAUCUAGUUUUGUGACCGGCACUAACUCUAGAUGGUCCACAGGCGGAGAUUUUUGGUAUAACAUUUGAGUUAAAAUCUAUUUUGCGGUAUACUACGCUUAUAUUAUAAUACGAAAAUAAAACUGAUCACGGUGACCAAGUUCAUAACACUUCUAGAUCGAAUACUAGAGGGAUCCUCUAUACAAAGAUCAGAUCACGUUACCUCAUACUUGAUUGACGAUCAAAAAUAGAAAACCAGAGUUACGCCAGAUAAUACUUUAUUCCACACUGUUACAAAGUCACUCAGUGAGUACGGAGUGGUGAUCAAUAAUAAGAAAUUAAAUCAUAUUUAAUAGUAAGUUAUCUGCGUGUCUGAUUAUACACAUUCAUCGUCAAAUCACAUUUACUUCCACUACUUCACAUCAGUUUUAAUAGAUAAAACUAGUUACAUGCUUCUGUAGCUAUUUACGUGAUAAAUCUUACCCGUUUUUUAUCCUCUUAUAAAACAAACUUUUUAUUGUUGUAGGCUCUUGAGGUUGGACAGCGUUUUACUAUACGUGCUAGUUCCGCUACUAUUGGUUAUGGUGUUGUUGGUAAAAUCCUUACUGGUCCAGGUCCAUUCAGCUGGUCUAAAUAAUGUCCAGUUAUAUUUGUAAUUAUUUUCAACUUUUGUGCUUCAUCUAUUAAUGAAUAAAUCCUUAGU
Schistosoma spindalis is the source of this 3427-nucleotide messenger RNA. The record is from the annotation of a GenBank genome assembly. NCBI's taxonomy places the organism in Eukaryota, Metazoa, Platyhelminthes, Trematoda, Strigeidida, Schistosomatidae.